AAAAAAAUGAAACUGAUGAGUAUCUAAAACAGCAGUUAAUUAUUCACCAAUCUCAGUUAGAAAGUGGUAAAAAAAGAGCAAAAGAAUUAAGGGAUGAUUUGGAUAAAUUAAGAAAAGAAUUAGUAGGAAGCAAUAACUUGAUGAAAUUGCUAGGUUUAGACAAACUAAAAACUACUGAUAAGGUUAUGAUUAUUGGCGGAGUAAUAUUAGUAAUUUAUUUAUUAAAAGGUAACAUAAUAUUCAAAGACUUAAAAGAAACUACCCAAGAGUUUAAUGAAAAAAUAAAAGACAAGAACUUAGAGGUAAAAGAUGUCGAAAAAAUUCAAAACACUGUUAAAAAGUAUGCUUCUCCACAAACUAUUGAUAAAGCUGAUGGGAAAAGAAAAGGUUUGAAAACUUGCCACCAUCCUAGUGAAGAGAUCAUUCCUUGCGAAGAUGAUCCUGAUUGCAAAAAUUUAGAAGAAUUAGCAAAGGAUUAUGACCUUGAUACCUUAGAUACACUUAAUUUACUCCAUAAAAUUCAAUUUGGAACUUUUACUAAUCAAGAACAAAUGCAACAAGUUUAUCAACAAAGAUUAGAAAGAAAAACUAAUCGCACUCCGGAAGAAGAAGCAGAAUUAGAGAAUUUAAGAACUAGAUUAAGAGAAUUAGAACAGCAGACGGAAAAGCAACCGCAAGAUUGUGGAGGAGAUAUAGGGUGUAGAAUAAGAAAUAUUAUCGAUACGUUCGCUCAUGGUGGAACUUAUAACCGUGCAAGCGAGGGCAGACCGCUUGAAAAAGUAUAUCCUGAAGAUUGUAAAAAGACUGACAUAACUAAAAGAGGAGAAAAGUUCUAUAUUGACAAUUUCUUUGAAACACUUCAAUCAAAGAAAAAAAUAACUUCGGGAGAUAUUGUUGAAACUUUAUCAAAAGUUUCAGAAAAGCAUAAGGAUGAUAAUUGCGAAGUCAAAAAUUCAGUUAAAAUAAACGAUAGAAAUGCAAUACACGAUGACUCUAUUGUUGAUACUUGCACAAUGUUUUUAUCAACUGAAUUAGUUCACACCUUUUAUAGAAAUAAGACGCAAACUUCUAAAACAAUAACAACAAAAGUUAAGGAGGAAUUAUAA
This is a messenger RNA of Funneliformis geosporum, 1106 nucleotides long. The record is from the annotation of a GenBank genome assembly. Lineage: Eukaryota; Fungi; Glomeromycota; Glomeromycetes; Glomerales; Glomeraceae.